Molecule: messenger RNA, 2317 nt
Organism: Peromyscus eremicus (cactus mouse)
Lineage: Eukaryota; Metazoa; Chordata; Mammalia; Rodentia; Cricetidae
Gene: Efcab11
Product: EF-hand calcium binding domain 11
Exons: 6
Coding region: 869-1357 (162 amino acids)
Molecular function (GO): calcium ion binding
Source: RefSeq, a predicted model, not a curated record
AGUAAAAGGCAGCUGCUUCAGACUUUAGCAUCUGCUGCAGGAUAAAAAGUUAAAUGAGUUCCCAUAAAGCUCGGCACCUCGAAUGACUCUCCUUUGAAACGGGCGUGUUCUUAUCAGUCUCACUGAUCUGCCAGAAGGGUAGAGGAGUCUGGUAUAAGUCAGUCUGGAAAACGAAGUUCUAGUGCACAUUUCUCCUCUUGUAUAAAGAUGUCUCCUGUGGGAUGCUUGUGCUAUUCCUUGAGUCAGCCUCAUUGCUUCCCGGAGGUUGAUUAAUUCUGUGUAAACACUCUAACGGAUCGUCUCGUUUGUCUUAGUGUUAAGUGCUGGGGUUACCAAGAGGGCGAAAAUAAACCUAGUAGCUGCCCUGAGAUCGCCGUGCAAUGGGCUUAAUUUAAAAAUGAAUCUUGGGAGUUCACUCAAUAUCGUGUGCGUGUGUGCUUUCUUCACAUUAUUUUGUGUCUCCUACAAAGUCUAGAAAAGACGUGGGUCAAAAUAAUCAAAGAGAGUUUAUUGCAAGUUUGAUAGAAAGCCUGAAAGCAAUCAGAACAUGUUUAAAAAGCAUCGAGAGUCACCCAAGCUCCCUCAGCGGCGUUCAAGGAGUCAAGAAAACUGAGAAGGGGCGGAACUAAGUACUGGGGGCGGGCCUUGGGAGCUCCUCCCCGUUGUUAAACAGAGCGUUUGGCCAAUGACACUACGAAAUCAACGCCAGUGGCUCUGAGGCUGGCCAAUGGGUGGAGACGUUGGAGUUGCGCGGUGAAGUUGAGUCCCAGCGGUGGUGGGCGUGGCCGCGGUGGGCUGUUGCGCUCCUUCUGGAGAAGUGGAGCUGCCUGGGUCGGUCUAGGUGGUGUUGGCGUUGCUGUCCGUGCCGAUGUUCCUGUCAGAGGCAAGCGCCAGGCCGCGGACUUGCGAAGCCACAGCCUCGGAACGCAGGAAAUGGGUGGAAGUAUUUAAAGCAUGUGAUGAAGACAACAAAGGCUACUUAAGUCGAGAGGACUUUAAGGUUGCGAUUGUAAUGCUGUUUGGAUACAAACCCUCCAAGAUAGAAGCGGAUUCUGUGAUGUCUGCAGUAAAUCCCAACACUUCUGGUAUAUCACUUGAGGGGUUUUUAAAUGUCGUAAAGAGAAAGAAGGAGGCGCAGCUCUAUCGCAGUGAGAUAAGGCACAUCUUCACAGCUUUCGACGUGCACUAUCGUGGAUUUUUAACUCUAGAAGAUUUCAAAAGGGCAUUCAGUCGCGUGGCUCCCAAGCUACCUGCGAGGACAGUGCUGGAGGUGUUCAGGGAAGCAGAUCGAGACUCAGACGGUCACGUCAGCUUCCGAGACUUUGAGUAUGCCAUGAACUAUGGACAGGCAAAAUGAAGCCGGAUGCUUGUGGAUGGACCACUUUUGGCAAUUCUGGACACAGAUCAGUGAAUUGUAAUCUAGUUGAAGACCACGCAGAUCUCACUCUUUUGUGGUGCUAUGUACUUGUGAGUAAACUCUUAAUUACAGUUUUUGGAUGCUGAUAUUGGACCUAGAGGUAGGACUCUCCUUCCACGUUGCUAAGAGCCCUGAGUCAGGUUGCUGUUGCUGGCCCUGCCACCCAGUGGGUUUUUUUUUUCCCUUUCCUCUCCUGUCAGCUCUGCAUUCCUCACACUGUGAACUAGAGUCUCUGCUCAUUCUGCUCCUAACCUGCUUGGGUCCCUAUAUCUUACCAGCUCUGCGGGGGGUUUGCUUUGUUCUGUGGUGUCAUUGUCCUUCAUUUGCUCAACUUUGGUUGAAUGUCAAGCUUACUGUGGUCCACGCAAUGAACAAAUGCUAGGGAAACAAAGACUUCUCUUAUCUAAAGACCCUGGAGUGCAAAUCAGUGGCAGGGCACUGGCUGUACAAAACAUAGAAAGCAGCUCAGGCCAGCCAGCCCGCCAUUCUUUAUACAGAGAAAACCAGAAUGCAGUUGGGGUCUUAAUGGGCAAAAGGGCGUGAUUUUGUGUCCCUUUAGGACAGCCUGGACCUAGGCUUCUUACUUUGGAGAAGCUAGCCUGAGCUGGCCAGCAGCCCUCUGCUGCGUACUCCUGGUUCUAGGUAGUUUUGCUGUACACCUGAAGUUUCAGCCAUCCCAAAGUGUUAGGAGUCUCCACACCCCACCGCUCCCCUGGACUCCAGUGACUACUUUCCUGGAGCAAAUCGAGACACUCAACAUAUAAUGUAACGUCUAUUAAAAAUAAUUCUGAAAUACUGAUAUUGUCAUUGUAAGUGUUCAGAUUUCACAACAUUAACAUUUGUAAAAAAAUGAAUGUAAUUUGUUUUUAAAGUGUUAAACAUUAGAAGAUCAAGUAAGAA